Molecule: messenger RNA, 857 nt
Organism: Cuculus canorus (common cuckoo)
Lineage: Eukaryota; Metazoa; Chordata; Aves; Cuculiformes; Cuculidae
Gene: SNRPC
Product: small nuclear ribonucleoprotein polypeptide C
Exons: 6
Coding region: 107-589 (160 amino acids)
Biological process (GO): mRNA splicing, via spliceosome; spliceosomal snRNP assembly; mRNA 5'-splice site recognition
Cellular component (GO): nucleus; U1 snRNP
Molecular function (GO): pre-mRNA 5'-splice site binding; zinc ion binding
Source: RefSeq, a predicted model, not a curated record
GAAGGGCUACGGAAGCCGCCGAGGGUCAAGCAGAGCGGGGUGUCUUAUCGCGAUUGCGUCGCUGCGUGAUUGCGUCACUUCCGGGCGGCGGCGCGCGGGGAGAACCAUGCCCAAGUUUUACUGUGAUUACUGUGACACAUACCUCACCCAUGACUCGCCCUCUGUAAGAAAAACCCACUGCAGUGGGCGAAAACACAAAGAGAAUGUGAAGGACUACUAUCAAAAAUGGAUGGAAGAGCAAGCUCAGAGCCUGAUUGAUAAAACAAUAGCGGCUGCAUUUCAGCAAGGGAAAAUUCCACCUACCCCGUUCUCGGCACCACCUCCCGCGGGAGCCAUGAUACCGCCUCCUCCCAGCAUCCCUGGCCCACCGCGGCCUGGCAUGAUGCCGGCCCCUCAUAUGGGCGGACCACCAAUGAUGCCGAUGAUGGGCCCGCCGCCGCCAGGAAUGAUGCCAGUGGGGCCUGCUCCCGGGAUGAGGCCACCGAUGGGAGGACACAUGCCGAUGAUGCCGGGGCCACCGAUGAUGAGACCACCCUCCAGACCCAUGAUGGUGCCAACCAGGCCAGGAAUGACCCGUCCAGACAGAUAAAGGCGGAAACAAAGCUACCCGUUCUCCUUUGUAUCAUGCUCCUUCGUGUUUUAAAAUGCCACAGACCUGUGUCCCUAGGAUGUUGUAUUAAACCAGUGCGUAGAGGAGAUCUGCUGUUACUGCAGACGGUUUGACCUAGAUGUGCGCUGGACUGAUGGUUUUGUACCUGCUCUGCGUUUUUUUGGGUGGGUUUCUUUGUUUUUAUUCUCCCCAAUAAUGAGUUGUAAAACACAACAAUAAAAAAUGGAUGCUGGUUUACAGCCUUACU